AUGCAAAUUGAGGGCGACCAGCGUCAAAGUUGUGCACUGACUCGAGCAGUUAAAAACCUCUGCCAACGCCCCAGGGACUCACUGAGGAGUCCAGACUCUAGCCUGCAGAACGCCAUGUCCACACAACACUCUGCAGACCCACACGGGGAAGAGAAACGCUCUGACUCGCCGUCAUCCCUGCAUUCUCAGCAGUCCUGCAGUCUCCUACAGAUUGACGAUGUUUACGACAGGCUUGUCGGUUCACACGGACUCUGGCAAGUCAUGAUUGUCAUACUUGUCUGCUUCUCGACGCCCUCCGCCAUCACCUUUCCGGUGUACGCAAACGCCGUACCUCGCUAUCGGUGCAAAAUGGAGCCAGUCGUGGAGGCAUUCUUCGCAGGAGACGCCAACCGACCUGCUCUCAGCUUCGACGAAGCUGCCGCUCUUGUAGGUCCUUGGCCCAGAGAUCCUAAUGACGAAGGCCUGCAUCAGGGACUGUACGGUUGUCAACGUUACCAGAUCGCCAACAAAACAGUGUAUUUGCAGGAGCUCUUCAAGAACAGAACGCUGCUGUUCGCAGAGAACAGCAGAACUGAGGCCUGUCCCUAUGGACAUGUAUUUGACCCAUGGGAGCACCAGUACCCAAGCAGCAUUGUGGCAGAGUGGGACCUUGUCUGCGAUCAGGCUUGGAAAGUACCCUUCAGCACGUCAGUUUACAUGGUUGGGAUGAUGAUAGGUUUUAUGCUAGGCGGUGUCCUAGGCGAUCGCCUGGGACGGAAGAAGGCCAUUUACAUGGCAACCUUUUUAGAGUGCGGUUUUGGCCUGGCGGUCUCCUUCUCACCCAACUACGUCACUUACACGAUCAUGCGAGCCCUGCUAUCAAUAAGCUGCACAACUAAGGUGACUUCAAUCACCGUACUUUUGGUAGAGAUGACCAAUGCCCGCUACAGGUCAAUCUUUGGCGCUCCCUGGGCCCUCUAUUUUAACUUUUUAUGCCGCGCUAUCCAUGCUUUAGCGGCCAUGUACAUACAUAACUGGCGAUAUUUGCAUCUGAUUGUGGUCGCACCACCAUGUUUCGGUGUCGUUUUGCUCUACUUUCUACCCGAAUCACCCCGGUGGCUCGUCUCACAAAAUCGGUUAGAUGAAGCUGUUUCCACACUCUACAGAGCCUACAAAAUCAAUAAUCUAUUAUGUAGCAAGCGACGACCAAUCAUGACCAGAGAUGAGUUUGCCAAGGAACUAAACUACGAGCCAACACCGGUUUGCCGACGAUCUCUGAUCCAACGCCUCACUCAACGCUGUGGACGGUGUCCUCAACAUUGUGAUCAGACAGUGUGUUUGAAGGCAUGUGAGGCUGUCGCCGGACCCUACCAGACCGCGGAGAUAGCCAAGCGAAGCAUCCUCUCGACUUGCCUAUUUGCUGGACAGUUGUGUUGCUUCUUCGGUCUUCUCUACUACACCCGAGUUAUUCGGGGUUCUAUCUACUUAAUAUCCUUUGUCAAUGCUGUCACAGCAGUGCCUGCUUCCAUCCUCUCUACCAUCCUCUACAGUUGCCUGCGAAGCCGCCGCAAACCACUAGUAGCUCUCUACUCGAUAGCAGCAGUCAUACUACUCAUUGGCAGCCUCUAUACAGUCAUCAUUCAACCCUCUUCAGAGCUGGCGCUUGUUGUCUCCUGCAAUCUAUCUCUCGCUCUGCUGGGUGCUGCCUUCAACAUGAUCUUCAUCUAUGUGCCUGAACUGUUCCCCGCAGUCAUUCGGACCAAGGCGCUGGGCAAUGCAUCUGGUCUGGGACGGGUGGGCAGUAUAAUAUGCAGCUUCAUUAACGAACUCGAUCAGAAAUUUAGGCAUGGCCUUCCAGUCGUCAUCUACGGCUCAAUUGUUCUAGCGGAGGUGAUGCUACUUUACUGCAUUCCGGACACAACAGGAGAUAAUAUAAAGGACAAAUUGGAUGAUGACACAUCAGAGGCGAAAGUAGAUGCUUGA
Molecule: messenger RNA, 1962 nt
Organism: Spirometra erinaceieuropaei
Lineage: Eukaryota; Metazoa; Platyhelminthes; Cestoda; Diphyllobothriidea; Diphyllobothriidae
Source: the annotation of a GenBank genome assembly